Messenger RNA from Brenthis ino (lesser marbled fritillary), 3279 nucleotides. The record is from the annotation of a GenBank genome assembly. NCBI's taxonomy places the organism in Eukaryota, Metazoa, Arthropoda, Insecta, Lepidoptera, Nymphalidae.
AUGGCAGAAGCUUGUAGGCUUGGAAUCACAAUAGAUAGAAAGAGUAUUUGUACUCAAGAUGAGAAUUAUUGUGUUUUUAAUGUAUUAAGUGUAUUUAUAUCUCUUGUGUCUAUAUUCGCAGACUUAACUACAGAUAUUUUAGUUUUUGCAGAAUAUUGCAAAGAUGGAUACAUGUACUGGGCUUUGUCCACAAUGAUUUUUAUACUGUCUCCAAACAUUUUAAUAAAUAUUUUUUCAAUGAGAUGGUUUAUUAUUGACCAACAAGCAAAUCUUCGUCACUGGAUAACUCAUUGUAGUCUUGUUGGAUUAUUAGAAAGGUAUAUUAUAUUCUUACACAAGGUAUUCUCUUGUAAGAAUUUGGAAACAAUGAAAUCACAAACAUUAAUAUGCCAGAGAAAUGAUUUAAGUCUUUUACAUUUUUUGUAUAUUUUUACUGGAACUGUUCCACAGAUUAUAUUGCAAACAUAUGCCGUUGUUAUGCUUAAUGAAAACUAUCAAACUAAAGUAUUUGCAUUAGUAGCAUCAAUAGCAUCUGUGAUAUGGGGUUGUGUAACAUAUAUUUACAGUAUUACUACUUUUACCGCUGAUAAUUUUAAAUGGAGUUCCAUUAUUUUUAAGAUAACAUGGCACUUUGGUAUACUUGUAGGUAGAAUAGCAGGCAUUCUGUUAUUUACCAUAGUUUUUGGUAUAUGGACUUUAAUACCACUUGGCUUACACUGGACAGCGAUGACUUUCUGGAUUAUCACACAAAAGACUACCUUCUGUCCUAAUAAGUUUGAAGAAACAUUCUACAAUGCCGUUAUGGGUUUUGUUUAUUGUUUUUGCUAUAUAAAUUUAACAGAGGGCCACACAAGAUAUCGUUUGUUGAUGUUUUACACUCUAAUUGUGACACAAAAUUUUGGAAGUUUAUUCCUUUAUGUGCUUAUAUCUGAUACGGAGAAACAAAAUAAGUCUUGGUCAAUAGCUGCAACUGUUUGUGUCAUUGCUGGGACUGUGAUUGGUAUGCUGGCAAUGAUAUUUUACUACAGAUUUUUUCACUCCAAAGGACCUAUCACCUGGAAAAACUCGCAAGAUGAUGUUGAGUUAAAUAAUAAGGCAACACCACAUACAAAUAAAAACAAAAGCAAUGGAUUAAAUCAUAUUAGAUCGUUUAAAACUUCUAAUAAGGUUGCUGAAACAACAAGAAAUGAUAGUCUACCAAGUAAUCAACAAUUGCCACAAAACGAUAGUGAUAAUGCAGACAAAAAGUUCCUAUUAGAUCAUUGGAUUGCCAGAUCUGGUACACCCACAUUCACAUCCGCUCCAGUCGGCAAUCUAAGCAUGGAUGCUUCUAGCAUCGAAUUAUAUACAGUGGAAAAUACACCGCAAUCCGUGAUUCCUAAACGGAAUAAUUCAAUCAGUCUUACUAAAAUUACUAAAAAGAAAUUAUGCUCUCCUACAGAACUUACUCUGAAACUUUCAUCUAUAGAUAAUCUAGAAAGUUCUAUAGACGAAAUUACUUCUAGUACAUUGAAUUUACAGAAGCGACGUGGGAUUUGUUCUUCAGAUGAACUUAGAGAUGAUUUGACUAAUCUCAAUUUAGAAUGUAACAUUGUAAGCGAAGAUUUUGCUAAAACCAUCAAGACUGAUAGUUCUGAGAUCAGUCAUGAUACAGAUGGAUCAAAUAAAAAAACAUCUUCAGAUUCCAUUGACAUGGACUUAGAUUUAAGCUUUAGUGAUAUAAACAGUUCAGAUAUAAAUACAUUCAAUGAAAAUAUCGUACAGAAACUUUGUUUAAGCGCUUUAAAAAAUAUAAAAGUUGGUAAUCAAGAUGCUGAUAUAGAAAACAUACAACGAAUAGCUCUCGAUAUUCUUAAAGAAAUGUACACAAAAAAGGAUAAAAUAAAAAGUGGUAUAACAACUGAGUUACUACAAUCUAAACGAGAUCUUGAUACUCCAACUGAAAUUCUAUCAGUGCAUGAUUAUGAGAAUAUAUGUGCAGUAAAUAUUGCUAGAGAGGCCUGGGGCUUACGAUCCUGGAAUGGAUACUGUGAUAUCGAAAAUUGGUUACACGAUGGUAGCGUUGUUAGAGAUAGAAGUCGAGAUACUCUUACUUCAGGCAGUUCAGAAAUAAGCAGUUGCUUAUCCCAAGAAUUAAAAAAUGCUAUAUUAUCUGCUCCCGCUUUUCCGAAGAAGCCUCACACGUAUUCUAAUGUUUUCGUUAAGUUCGACAGAAGUCAUGAAGAUUAUGUCAAUACAGUGAUGUGCCACUCCAAUGAUGACACUUUCUUGGCGAAACCAUGCAUGAUAGAUACUAUGAAAGAUCCGAAUCACUUGGAACCGAUUUUAGAAGAACUGGAUGAUUUAGGUGAUAUCGAUAUAUCUUGCAAGAAACGACUAAAUUCAGAAAGUUCCUUAGUUGCGACAAUAGAUGAAAUUAGAAAAGCAACUGUAACCAAUUCUCCUAGAAAUUUAUACCAUAGACGCGAACACCAAUGGGAUUCCCCGCAAUUUCACAUAGAAAAAAGUGAUACAACACUAAAAAAAGCAAUAUGGAAGGAACCAUAUAAGUUUGAUUCCAGUAAUAAAAUGGAAUGCUUGCCAGAAAAAGACUGUAUUUUAGAUGUAUCCCACGGAUCUAAAUUUGAAUCGAAAGAUCCGGUCUUGCCAAUAUCCACUAAGCUAAGUAUAGAAGAUAAUAAAAAUCAAAUUAAAAAUGUUUCCCGGCGUCAAAAAACAAACGGCUCAAAAACUCCAACGAAAAAGAUGAAUAACAAACCUGAACAGCAUGAUUUAUCAAAUAAAGAUAUUGACUUUUUAUGGCAAUUAGUUUCCGACAGUUCAUUGCCUUUGAGUCAGGAAGAUAUCUCGUUAAGUCGUAAAACGCCAUCACUACAAUCGUUAAUACAGAAAGACGUACCUACUAAUGUUGUUAAUACUUCUGCUUCAAAAAUAUCAAACAUUAAAAAGAAUACGCGAACUAGACCAAGAAGAAAGUUUUCAAUCCUUAGAGAAAGAUUUGAACCAAAAGCAAAUUUACAUUCUGACGAAGAAAUCUUGUACCAUUGUUCAGAAAGUAUAUCCCAAGUUGAUUCUAACAUAAUGAAUGCUAGGAACCAACUUGAAAACUGUAAAAAUGAAUUAGUCUGUCAUCAAAAACAGCCAAACGUAAUAUCUAGUGAUGAUAAAAGUUCCAUUGAAUCUGAUAUAUCCUCAAAAAAUAUGAAAGAUAGAAGAUCUUUAUUUAUGAAACAGGUGCUCAGCCCGCCACGGUUUAACACAAAGUUAAGACAUAAGGUG